Messenger RNA from Ictalurus furcatus (blue catfish), 961 nucleotides. It is a transcript of the gene fkbp3, whose product is annotated as FKBP prolyl isomerase 3. The transcript has 8 exons. Gene Ontology annotation, molecular function: peptidyl-prolyl cis-trans isomerase activity. The record is from RefSeq and is a predicted model, not a curated record. Lineage: Eukaryota; Metazoa; Chordata; Actinopteri; Siluriformes; Ictaluridae. Bases 16 to 744 code for a protein of 242 amino acids.
GACUGGUGGACAAUUAUGCAAAACACCUACAAGUACUUAUUUCUGCUAAAGCGGUCAGAGUUCGUGAAGUUCGAAAGCAAAAUGGCUGCUGCACCAACGCAAGAGUGGAACAAUGAGAAACUGAGCAGUGAGGAAAUACCAAAAAAAGACGUAAUCAAAUUUCUACAGGACAAUGCAUCACAUUCGUUUCUUGUUGAGCACAAACUCAUGGGAAAUAUCAAGAAUGUUGCGAAGACUGCCAAAAAGGAGCAGCUUAUUGUCGCCUACAACCAGCUGUUUGAGAGCAAGAGGUUUAAAGGCACGGAAGUGGAGCAGGUGACUGAAGAGGUGAAAGCUGUGAAGAUUGAAGAGAAGCCCAAAGAAACAAAGACAGAAGUUGUAGAUGAGGGCCCCCCUAAGUUCACAAAGUCAGUGUUAAAGAAAGGAGACAAGACCAACUUUCCCAAAAAGGGUGACACAGUGGCAUGUUGGUAUACUGGCAUGCUUGAAGAUGGCACUGUUUUCGAUACCAACAUCCCUGCAGGGGCACGGAAAAAGAAGCAGACCAAACCACUUUCCUUUAAAGUCGGGAUGGGCAAAGUUAUCCGAGGGUGGGAUGAGGGACUCCUAAUCAUGAGUAAAGGCGAGACUGCACGUUUGGAAAUUGAGUCAGAUUGGGCCUAUGGUAAAAAGGGUCUUCCUGAUUCUAAAAUUCCACCAAAUGCUAAACUUAUUUUUGAGGUUGAAUUGGUGGCCAUUGAUUAGGAUCACCAAUGUUCACAUCAGCAGAGGAUUCAUCAUUACAGCAGAACUCAAGGUCAUGUUUGUCAACCUUCCUGUUAAACUCAGUAUUCUAAUAUGCUGCAAAAAUACACCUUUAUACUACAGGUGAAAUCAGGACUGAUGUGAUGUUUCACCUUAUUGUGCAUGUUUCUUUUUAUUGUUGCUGAAAUUAAUGAUAAUUAAAAAAAGGUCAGACCUG